This is a messenger RNA of Dermatophagoides pteronyssinus (European house dust mite), 2390 nucleotides long. It is a transcript of the gene GckIII, whose product is annotated as Germinal centre kinase III. NCBI's taxonomy places the organism in Eukaryota, Metazoa, Arthropoda, Arachnida, Sarcoptiformes, Pyroglyphidae. Gene Ontology annotation, cellular component: cytoplasm. Gene Ontology annotation, biological process: protein phosphorylation. The record is from RefSeq and is a predicted model, not a curated record. Gene Ontology annotation, molecular function: ATP binding; protein serine/threonine kinase activity.
CAAACAAAAAUUACACCAAAAAAAGUUGUAAAAUUACAUUGUUUCUAAGGUAACCUACGGGUUCAGGUUUUAAAUCAUCAAUUACCUGGUAAUGAUGAUGAUUAGUAUCAUCAACAGUAUCAUCGUCAGCAAUUAAUAUUGACUGCCAUCAUCAUUAAUGAGAGAAAAACUAAAUUAUCAUCACAAUCGGUAGAGAAACAAAAAAAAAAUUGAUCUAAUUUUUGUUUCCAUUUCGCAUUUUUCAUCCGCCAACAUCAAAUAAUUACAUCAGUGCCACCACCAUCAUCAUCAAAAGCAUUCGAUUUUUUGUUAUCCAAGAUGAUGACCUUUUUGUUUGUUUUUGUUUUGUUUUGUAAAUGAAAAGAAGAUAAAGAAUUUGCCAUUUGAAAAUCUGCUCAGAUUUAUCACUUGUUUUUGUUAUUGUUUGUUUGUUUUUGCACUCAACAUUCUUUCUUUUUUUUGUGUGUUGUGAAUCAAACAUUUUUUUCCCAUUAUUGUUAAAAUGGCCUGUAACGAGGAUCCAGAAUUAAUUUUCACCAAACAAGAACGUAUCGGUAAAGGUUCAUUCGGUGAAGUAUUUAAAGGUAUCGAUAAUCGUACACAACAAGUUGUUGCAAUAAAAAUUAUUGAUCUUGAAGAAGCUGAAGAUGAAAUUGAAGAUAUUCAACAAGAAAUUAUGGUUUUAUCACAAUGUGAUAGUUCAUUUGUAACCAAAUAUUAUGGAUCAUAUUUAAAGGGAACAAAAUUAUGGAUUAUUAUGGAAUAUUUGGGUGGUGGUUCAGCGCUAGAUCUAAUGAAAGCUGGACAAUUUGAUGAAAUGCAUAUUGCUGUUAUAUUACGUGAAGUACUUAAAGGACUUGAUUAUCUACAUUCAGAACGUAAACUACAUCGUGAUAUUAAAGCAGCUAAUGUAUUAUUAUCAGAAAUGGGUGAAGUAAAACUAGCUGAUUUUGGUGUUGCCGGUCAACUAACCAAUACAACAAGUAAACGUAGUACAUUUGUUGGUACACCAUUUUGGAUGGCACCUGAAGUUAUUAAACAAUCUGCUUAUGAUUCAAAAGCUGAUAUCUGGUCAUUGGGAAUCACUGCAAUUGAAUUGGCUAAAGGUGAACCACCAAAUUCUGAUCUACAUCCAAUGAGAGUAUUAUUUUUAAUACCGAAAAAUAAUCCACCACAAUUGACUGGAAAUUAUAGUAAACAAUUUAAAGAAUUUGUUGAAGCUUGUCUUAACAAAGAUCCGGAAAAUAGACCAUCGGCAAAAGAAUUGCUAAAAUUUCCAUUCAUACGUAAAGCGAAAAAAAAUUCAUUCCUAAUCGAUUUGAUUGAAAGAUAUAAACGUUAUAAAGCACAAGGUGGUGGUAAAAGUGAUAGUGAUUCGGAUGCAUCUGAUUCUGAUGAUGGAAAAGGUAAAUCAACGGUUGAUACAUUAACAUGGGAUCUGACAAUCAAACAAAAUCCAAAUAAAUUGAAUAAAAAACCAUUAUUAAAAGAAAUGGAACAAUUAUCAUUAGAAAAUAAUAAUAAUAAUAAUCAUGAAAAUAAUAUUACAAAUGAUAAUUCGGACAGUGAUAAUAGAACAACAGUAACGGGCAAUAAUAAUAAUAUUAAUAGUAAUAAUGAAAUUACAAAUGAUAUUAUAGUCGAAUCUGUUGUAAAACCAUCCAAGAAACCUGUGGUUAAUGUUGUAAAAUCACCACCAUCAAAAGAAUCAAAAUUAUCAUCAUCAAAUAAACAGGAAAAUUCUCAUAAUAAUAAAAUUAAUAAAAAAGAAAUUUUACAGCAACAACAACAACAACAAUCACCAUUACAUAAUCGAUCUUCUUCAAAUAACAACAUAACGAAUAAUGUAAUUGAAAAUUCAAUCAAUGAUAAAAAACAUUUUGUUAGUGAUGAAAUUAGAAAUAUAAAUCAUCAUCAACAACAGUCACAAUUAUCUUCAAAACAUUCAUCAUCACCAUCAAAGAAUUAUGGUCCUCGAAGUAUUAAUAAUAAUAAUCAUGAAAUACAUUCGAAUAAUAACAAUACGAACAACAUUAAUCAAAUUAGUCAGCCAUUAUCAUCGACAACGAAUAAACAAUGUGAACAAUCAUCAUCAUCAUCAUCGAUGAUGGUUAAUCAUAAUCAUAAUCAUCAUCAACAACAACAACAAUUGAAUCAUAAAAUUCAUUCCCAAAAUACAAUAUUUGCCAUCCUAAAUGAGCUAAAGAAAAGAGAAAAUCCACGUGAUAAUUUAGGUGAAUCGAAUAUCAAUAUUAAUAUGAUUGAUAAUCUUCGUCAGGCAUUCGAAACGGCUGAACAAUCAUUUCCCGGAGUAUCGGCAAUGUUUAUCGAUGAAAUUGUAACAAGUUUGGCAGCUUCGAAUAAUAAAAAAUGAAAAAGCGAGCGAAAAA